AUGCAGCCUUCCAGCCUGUACUGCCUUUUGGCCGCAGUCGGGUUCGUUUCUGCAAUCGCCAUUCCCUCGGUCAAUCUCGAGCGCAGUCCCGUCAAGAUUGAUCAUGGCAAGCGGCUCGAGGAUCCGGAACUGGUGUCCAACGAGUACUUGAACUAUGACAAGCGCGGUAAUCCCAUUCAGGACGGUGACGAGUACCAUCAUUACAACAACAAGAAGCGCAGCAAUCCGAUUCAGGACGGUGACGAGUACCAUCAUUACAACAACAAGCGCAGUCCCGUUGAGGAUCCCGAAGUUGUAUCCAACGAGUACUUGAACUAUGCGAAGCGCGGUAAUCCGAUUCAGGACGGUGAUGAGUACCAUCAUUACAACAACAAGCGCAGUCCUGUUGAGGAUCCCGAAGUUGUAUCCAACGAGUACUUGAACUAUGACAAACGCGGUGAAGUCAUUGAGGGCGCGAACGGGUACUAUAGUUACAACAGGAAGCGUCGUGAGUUGAUGCAGAUCAAAGUUCCAUAUUGA
Pestalotiopsis fici W106-1 is the source of this 519-nucleotide messenger RNA. RefSeq lists its product as uncharacterized. The coding region runs from base 1 to 519 and encodes 172 amino acids. Lineage: Eukaryota; Fungi; Ascomycota; Sordariomycetes; Amphisphaeriales; Sporocadaceae. The transcript is spliced from 2 exons. The record is from RefSeq and is a predicted model, not a curated record.